GAGCUCAAUGUGUUAGAUCUCAGUCGCACGGACGUCCUGGGCCUGCUGUUGGCUAUCUUCCAACGUCUUGGCAUACUUGAAACACUUGCUACCUGCCACUCUAGCCUCUUGGACUUCUUUGUAGAUGUAUACGCAGCCUAUGUAGAUGCACCAUACCACUCCUUCUAUCAUGCGGCAGAUGUCGUGAUCAUGCUGUACUACCUCUUGACAGAUCUCGGCGCGUUAGUACAUCUAUCCGCUCUCGACACCACGUCUCUCCUUCUUGCAACUCUCUGCCACGAUGUUGGUCACCCAGGAUACAAUAAUACUUACCAGGUCGGCUUCAAGACUGAUCUGGCCGCACAGUACAAGAACAUUUCAGUUCUCGAAUCUUAUUCGAUAGACAUCACUCGUCGUCUACUCACCAAACACGAUUUAUUAAAACACUCCAAACAGGUUUCGAUGGUGGAACGUAUCGAGCGACUGAUUCUGUCCACCGACAUGGUGUACCAUGAGCAGCUACAACAGCAGACCUCCAAUAGCAAUAGUCUCGAAAUCACAAUGAUGGACAGGGACGACCGUCAAGGUCUGUGCCGUGUGCUUCUGCAUGCUGCAGACAUAAGCAAUACAGUGCGCCCCUGGCCCAUUGCCAAACAAUGGUCGGAUCUCAUUGUCCAGGAAUUCUUUCGCCAGGGAGACGCCGAAAGGAGAGCGGGCUUGCCGGUGUCACCUGGGAUGGAUCGAGACCUGUCCAGCCAGGCCGACAUCAGCCUGGGAUUUGGUGACUUUGUAGUAAAGCCUUAUUUCGAAGCAAUUGCUGGUCUAUUACCAGCCGCUACUGUACUAGUCGACACCCUUAAAUCUAACCGGCGCCAGUGGGACAAUCUA
Phycomyces blakesleeanus NRRL 1555(-) is the source of this 867-nucleotide messenger RNA. RefSeq lists its product as hypothetical. Gene Ontology annotation, molecular function: 3',5'-cyclic-nucleotide phosphodiesterase activity. NCBI's taxonomy places the organism in Eukaryota, Fungi, Mucoromycota, Mucoromycetes, Mucorales, Phycomycetaceae. Gene Ontology annotation, biological process: signal transduction. The record is from RefSeq and is a predicted model, not a curated record. The transcript is spliced from 4 exons. The annotation marks the transcript as partial.